CUUAUUCAGUACCUAUCUUUUUCUGUCUGUUUUUCAAAGAAAAAAAUUCUUAUAUUUUUUGAGUUGUGGUGUGCAGUUAUAUUUUUUGUAAAAUACAGAUGGCUAAAUAUAGCAACUACCAGACAUCCAGCUACAUACAUAAUAGGUAAGCUAUGAAAUUUCUCCUUUGUCGGAGAAGAAGAAAACUAAGAAAACAGCUAAUUCAGAACCGCAAGGCAUAUCGCUGAGAAGCGAUCGAUUUCAGGAAGGAGACCAUUACAAUAAGCUAAUCAGCACAUCCUUCCUGUCAUCGACGCUUAUAGUGAGAACCUUUUCUGCGGUUCUGAUUGGUCGCUGCUUUGAUUUUUGAUGCCGCUGCUCGCAUUGGAUUAAGUUAAUUUUCUGCAGUCGGUGUUGUGAAUUGAAAACGAGCAACUGAAAAAGCAGAAUAAGAGAUCCAAAAGCUACCAUAUCAGUAGCUUUUGGUCAGCCUGCACCUGACAAAUGACAUCUACAAGAACGUGUUUGGGAAAGCGCAUAUCAGCAAGAAAUAUGCCGACCAAGGAGCAUGCAGCUCAAGGUUCUGGCUGUUCAAAAGAGACAACUGAAUUUGUAAAUCAUGGUCUUAUUCUCUGGAACCAGAGCAGACAGGAAUGGGUAGGGGAUAAGAAGAGAAGCAGUCAAUCUCAAUUGUUGCGUGCGCUCAAAUUAAGAAAGCUCCAGCUUUGCUGUUUGAAUUCGAGCAAGAGCAAGCAUAAGCUGCUUAACAGCAGCAAGCCGUUUCCCAGCCCUGUCCCGCUUGGGGAAAUGGUGGAUUUUCUGGUCAAUGUAUGGGAUGCUGAAGGAAUGUAUGAGAUGGUCUAAGCAGGGAGACAGAGGCUUCUUUCGUAAGUAGUGAUCACUAACACGUUCAAAAUGUUUGAUUUAUUGAACAGCAAAUUUUCUUUUUUGGCUGUAGAUAAGAUGUAGGAAUAAUGUAAAGUUGUUGUGCCAUUUUUGUUGGUACUAUUCAAACUUCAUCCUCUUUUUAUCAUUUUUACAUACAUUUUUCUGCAA
Salvia miltiorrhiza (redroot sage) is the source of this 1035-nucleotide messenger RNA. RefSeq lists its product as uncharacterized. Bases 484 to 843 code for a protein of 119 amino acids. The record is from RefSeq and is a predicted model, not a curated record. The transcript has 6 exons. Lineage: Eukaryota; Viridiplantae; Streptophyta; Magnoliopsida; Lamiales; Lamiaceae.